Messenger RNA from Tetrapisispora phaffii CBS 4417, 1302 nucleotides. RefSeq names its product histone deacetylase RPD3 (gene RPD3). The record is from RefSeq and is a predicted model, not a curated record. Lineage: Eukaryota; Fungi; Ascomycota; Saccharomycetes; Saccharomycetales; Saccharomycetaceae. Gene Ontology annotation, molecular function: histone deacetylase activity. The coding region runs from base 1 to 1302 and encodes 433 amino acids. The transcript has a single exon.
AUGGUGUAUGAGGCAAAACCUUUUGAUCCAAUUGUGGUUAACCCAAAUAAUAAAAAAAGAGUAGCGUACUUCUACGACGCAGACGUUGGUAACUAUGCAUAUGGUGCUGGCCAUCCAAUGAAACCACAUAGAAUAAGAAUGACCCACUCGUUAGUGAUGAAUUACGGUUUAUAUAAGAAGAUGGAGAUAUAUAGAGCAAAACCAGCUACUAAACAAGAAAUGUGCCAAUUCCACACAGAUGAAUACAUUGACUUUUUGUCGAGAGUCACACCCGACAAUCUGGAUAUGUUUAAAAAAGAGAGUGUCAAAUUCAAUGUCGGUGACGAUUGUCCAGUAUUUGAUGGUCUUUUUGAAUAUUGUAGCAUAUCGGGUGGUGGUUCUAUGGAAGGUGCUGCUAGAUUGAAUAGAGGUAAAUGUGAUGUUGCUAUUAAUUAUGCUGGUGGCUUACAUCAUGCUAAGAAAUCUGAAGCUUCCGGAUUUUGUUAUCUGAAUGAUAUCGUGUUAGGUAUUAUCGAAUUACUAAGAUACCACCCAAGAGUUCUAUAUAUUGAUAUCGAUGUCCAUCAUGGUGAUGGUGUCGAAGAAGCAUUUUACACAACGGAUAGAGUCAUGACCUGUUCCUUUCACAAAUAUGGUGAGUUUUUCCCAGGUACAGGUGAAUUAAGAGAUGUUGGUAUUGGAAAGGGUAAGAAUUACGCUGUAAACGUUCCCUUAAGAGAUGGUAUGGAUGAUGCUACAUAUAGAUCAGUAUUCGAAUCCGUGAUCAGUAAAAUCAUGGAAUGGUACCAACCUUCAGCUGUGGUACUACAAUGUGGUGGUGACUCUUUAUCCGGUGAUCGUCUAGGUUGUUUCAAUUUAUCUAUGAGAGGUCACGCUAACUGUGUAAAUUUUGUUAAAUCCUUUAAUAUACCUAUGAUGGUUGUAGGUGGUGGUGGUUACACUAUGAGAAACGUUGCCAGAACAUGGUGUUUCGAAACUGGUUUGUUAAAUAAUGUAAUAUUAGAUGAAGAUCUACCUUACAAUGACUACUACGAAUAUUAUGGGCCUGACUAUAAAUUAGAUGUUAGACCAUCUAAUAUGUUUAAUGUCAACUCUCCUGAAUACUUGGAUAAAAUCUUAACUUCUAUAUAUUCCAAUUUAGAAAACACAAAAUAUGCACCAAGUGUGCAGCUAAAUCAUGUUCCUAGAGAUACAGAAGACCUCGGUGAUGUAGAAGAGGAUUCAAGAGAGGCAAUGGAUACUAAAGGUGGAUCACAAUACGCUAGAGAUCACAUUGUAGAAGGUGAUAACGAAUUCUAUUAA